CCAAAAAAAAAAAAAAUUUAUGUAAGCAAAAAAUUUAAUGAUAAAGAAAAACACCACAAGAAGCAAGGCCUCCUCCUUUCCCUCCGCGUCGAAUUCGUUCGUAUCGACUCGUUUGAUCUCUCAGGUGCACCAAGAUAUGGCAGUUAAACCCACAGUUGCAUUGAGGGCUAUCCUUGUUGGGGGGAUAGCCGCAUUUGCAAAAAUAGGUGGCGUUAUGAAGGCAGCAGGUGGUGUCAAGUUGGGGGCGGCCGCAGCUGCAGUGACGGCUGCUGCAACUGCUGCCGUGAGCUCUAAGCCAGAUCAGAAAGAUGCUCCCCAUCAAUCCUAAAGCCUUAUUUUGCUUCUGCAGCCAGGAGGAGAUGUUUGUAGCAUAAUUGUCCUCGGCAUUGAAGUUUUCCCUUUUCUUUCGUUUUUGGGGUUACUCCUGUGAGCUGUUAGAAAAGCUGGUCUUGUCCAGGAUCAAGCCAAAUUUGUACUAAGAUGGUGAGAAAAGUCUGGAAAUAAGAUUUGCUCUGACUUGUACUCCAGAUAGGUUAUUGAAAUGGAAAGCAAUUCCUUUUCUUCUUUGA
Messenger RNA from Syzygium oleosum, 569 nucleotides. RefSeq lists its product as uncharacterized. Bases 38 to 328 code for a protein of 96 amino acids. Lineage: Eukaryota; Viridiplantae; Streptophyta; Magnoliopsida; Myrtales; Myrtaceae. The record is from RefSeq and is a predicted model, not a curated record. The transcript is spliced from 2 exons.